UGCUAGCACGGAUGGCUAACGGCGAGCUAACAUAAAAAAGCGUCUGGCCGGGUCCGGCUGUGUUGACAAGCGACAGCAUCGCGUCCAAAGAAAGGAUUCUAAACUAUCGACUCCAUAGAUAAAAUCCCAGAGCAGAUCGUUAACGCUGUUGCACAACCCCCUCCCCCGAGCAGGGAGUAGACGGCCCGUGUGUCAGUCUGCUGUUUCAUCUGUCAUCGCUUCCCUGACGAAUAAACCGUGGACGUCAGGUGGAGGAUGGAUGUUUACUCCACUGUGUAACCGCAGCCUGUAAAUUAUUGGGACCCCGCUGCCAGAUGACCGGUACACCUCAGUGCUCAACAUGAAGCCUGUCAGCUAUCAAAGCAUGCCGCCAGCUGUGAACGGUGGACAUCAGAAUUUGGCACUGGAUCGCGUGCUGACCACGUCAAAUGUGAUGUAUUGUGAGAAAUGUGGAUUCGCCUCUGUGGAUGCUGCAGUGUUCAAGAAGCACAUGGUCGAGCACAUGGGGACAAGGUUUUACUGUUUUUAUUGCAACAACGUCUCCUUCAGCGAGGCAGAGUUAAAUGCUCACCUGAAGCAGCACACAUCAAAAUAUCCAUUUGUGUGUCCUCACUGUGGACAGGGCUACAUGAGGAGGCUCUGCCUUGUGAAGCACAUUGAGCGUCUGCACAGUAAAAGAACCAUUCAAGGACCUGCUAAGCCUGGUAUGGCUUUAAUUUCUCACGUGCCUGUCUCUACUGCCUUAUCCAGUGUGUCCACUGCAGAUCACUCAUCACUUGGACCUGCUGUUCGGCUGACAGCACCCGCCUCGACUGCACCUGCAGUCAGACUGGGUAAAGAAGAAGAGAGAAGGAAAACACUGGACACAAACUUAACACAUGCCACUAAUGGAAAUACAGAACUCUUUCCCCCUUUGAAUGGACUCAUGCAGCACCACAGGGCUCUAACCGUUUCUCUUCCAGAGGAAGUAACGAUCCCCGCUGGCUGCUUGGUUGAACUUGUUGAGGUGAAAACCGUUAACGGGACAAAGGAACUCAAACUGAGGCUCGUCUCCCAACAAGAAAACGAGUCGGUGAUCAAAGACACAAGGAACACAGUCCCCCAGAACAACGCAGUGGGAAAGCUGUUGUCUACCACAUUGAAUCACCAGUCUUCCCCAGUGAAGUCAGUGAGCAUGGGGAUGUGCACAGUGAACAGGAAACAGUGUGAAACAAAGAUGGUGAAUGUGGAGCGCCCUGUUGUCCCAGUCAGUAUUUCCAAGAACCUCCAUAAUCACGUGAGCAAAGAAAAGAGUGCAUUCAAAAGACCAUCACAAGAAAUAAUCAACUUGGAGUGUAACACAGUCAUUCCAAAUAAGAUUCCCAAAAUGAUUCUCGGUCCUGUGAGAGAGGGACAGAGUGGGAUCAGAGUGGCACAAAGAGAACAUGUAAAUUGUAAUGCAGCUCCGCCCCCUGUUAUCUCCAACAGGGGCGCGAACAGGUUGACCAGCACCCUGCAUCCAGAAGACAAUGGGACAAGUGUUUCCCAGAGAGCAGUGGAGGAGAGGAAGAACUUAAUUUCAGAGCAUCCCAAGAGUUUCCCAGCCCAGAGAGCAGCUGACAAAAGCAUCCUUCGAGAUGUGUCGGUGGCCGUGAAGCUGGAACCCGCAGAGACCCACCUCAGGAACAACACUGCUCCCAAAACAAUGAAAGGGGCAGUGGGCUUGAACCAGCAACGUCUCAAAUCCGGGAGUGUUCCCUUGGCUGCAGCCACACUAGCGAGGCCUCCAGCUAUUUUAGCAUGUAAGGAUAAUGUUGCAAAUCAGUCUUUGCCAGCACACAGGACUUUGAACGGGCCCUCAUCUGUCAGAACCUCUGUGCUUUCUAAUCAUACAAAUUCAAAGAUCUCGGCUUGGAUCCAGGGAGUCAGAUCCAGUGAGAGAGCAGGAGGAGACGUGUCAGAACCAGAGAGUUUUCCAAUCAUUUCCUCUGUGUUUUCAUUAAGUCAACAACCAGAAGAGGUCCAAGGCUCCAUUCAGCCCCUGAUGAUGGCUCUGCAUGGCAUAGUGAUGGAUAAAACCAACAGUUCCGGAGGUACACGUCAAGGUCGCAUCAAGAUUACGAACGGCACAGAGCCUGUGAUGGAGCCGUCCACAUCCAGGGUCUGUGCUCAGGUGGCCACAAAAGACAAAUCCGUCAUCUGUGACCCUUUGUUGACCGAGCGAGUUGACCCCGUGAAAGUAGUGCUGGAUAAGGGCGUCCAGGGCCGCCCUGCACUGACCGAUCACCAAAUCCACGUCAAGACGGAAAAAAAUAGCACUACGCCAACAGACAAUAAUAAUAAAAGCAGUCACACUCCUGCGUCAGAAUCCUCACCAGAUCAGGGAUCUGUUCCUACCGCUGUUGCACACGUAGGCACGUCCGUGAGUCCGGAGGCUCCGACGAAAGUGGAAAAAAGUGAGCGCGCCUUCACCACAAAGUUCCUCACUGUCUCUCUGAAAAGGGUACAAGUAGGUGUGUGGAAAAAAAGCAGGAAAGGACUGAAGCUGAGAAUAUCCAAAUAUAAGACUCAUUUGCCCGUGGACAGCUUAACGGAUUGUGCAGUUAUUUACCCGACGCCGCUGAAGGAGGACCAACUGGUGAAAAGGCCGGGCCCCAACCAGCCUGUGGUGGUGCUCAACCACCCAAAGCCCCGGGGCGCCUUGCAGGGAGCGAGAGCGGACACUGUUGCCGACACGGGAGCCUCCGAGGUGGUUCCAAAGUGCCAAAUCUUAAAAAUGAGACUAAGCAAAGUGGUGGGACAGAAGUACGAGGUGAUGGGGUGCACUGUGGGAGUCUUUCCAUGAGUGGAUUGGACAAUGUAGAAAGAAAAUGUACAUUUAUAAAGAAGUAACUAGUAUUACAAUGAGAAAAUACUGAUUUCGAUUCAUUGUGUUAUAUGUUUGUCUGUACAGGCAUGGAAUAUGGAUAAUUCAAGUGCAAUGCAGUUAUGACUGCUUUUGGUCUCGUAACGUGGACCAAUCCGCUGUAGUAGAUUUGCAGUCAGUGACACGCAGGUGUUAAGAACUGUUUAAGAAGUUUGACAAACCGGUAGAUCUCUGAGUUGAGUCAUAAACGCAUGCUGUUUAUUUGAAAUAUCUCUUAAUAAUUUUAUUUAUCUUUUGGUUGUGUCAAUGUUUCGUGGUUCAUCUGGCCCCUUUUUGGAGGUGCAACCUUAAGCAGCUGUUCUGUCUGCAGCACACUUCGGGUGAUCCAAGAGAAUCAAAACGGUGCCAUCGAAGCUGGAUUUAUACUCGUCGUUCCCGUCCGUGUUAGGUCGCCAUGGAGGCCGUCCUUCUUCUUCUCGUCCGUUUUCCAGCGGUUGGAUGCGCCGAGCAACAAUCCAGCUUUCCAGUGUAAACAGUGCCAUGGAUUUAGCCAUUUUUAAUGAUUGUAAAAUCAGUGAGUAGAAAUGAUCGAGCGUGUGAUGAUAUUUAUGUAAUAUCUUGUUGGGCAAAGUAUCACAUGCAACUCAAGGGAAAUAUACAGUGAUUCAAGUUUUUAUUCAAGUGUUAAUAUCCCUGUUUUUCCGUCGUCAAAUUUCAUAUUCAGUCCACGUUAAGGAAAUUCCCGUUACAGUCAUCGUAUUCCAACUGAGAGCACUUACAAGCCUGUGAUAAGUGUUAAGCUUCCCUGAUGGCGUCGUCCUCCACCCGUUGUGUCGGUGAAAAGUUAAACUUUUCAGUGCUGACAAUCUCGUAUCUGGUCAACGUCCUGGAGCGCAUUGUUCCAUUUCAAAGGCUUCUCCCCCCCAAAAAUGUGACCCUGAGAAAAUGUGGCUUUUCUAGGGAUCAGUGUUUUACAUGCAGCACUUUGCAUCCUUGUAUUAAUUGUAUUAGUUGGUCACUCUUUUGGUGGUGCGUUAAGGUACUCGUCUAUUUGGGAAGUAUUACAUGACAGCGCCAUAUUUAUCAAGUGGUCACCAGUCCGCAGAAAAAUCGAAUUAACCAGACCAAUGAGAAAGCCAUUGCAAGGUAAAUGUGUAAUGGAAGUGAUGGAAACUAGGCAUAACCACCCACCUAUUGUUCUUGUUAUGAUAUUGAAAAUCCAAAAUUGCAGUUUGACAUUUUCGUGUGUAGUAUAGACUUGGGUAUUAUGCAAAUGUUCCCCAUUUUCCAACCGGUACUUUGUCGGCCAUUAUUGAUGGCAGACUUGAAUGUCUAGGAAAGAAGUGUCUGAACGCACCAAUAGUUUUUGGUUUCUGUGAGGCUGGAGCCUAAAAGUCCCUGAUACAAAUGAAAUGGAGAGGCGAGCUUUUUGAACACUACUCUCCGUUUAAACCACUGCCAAAAGAGCAAAAGUAAAGUCUGAAAGAAUAAUUGUACAUGUUUAUACCGUUGUUGUUAUUGUUGUUAACCUGCAUUCAAUGAUUUUUAUACUCUUUUUUUUUUUUUUUUUUUUUUUUAACCAGAUUGCAGAGUUACAGAUUUGAUUAUUUGUGCUACAGCCCUAGAAACAAGUGUUGAUUCACGUUUCUCCUUCGGCCACAGUUUACUUUGUCGCCAUGUUGGUGAGGAGCCUUGGAACAUUGAUACACAUCAAACUGGCUUAUUACUGAAAGCUAAUUUCUUAUACCGCCACCUAGAUACUCAGUGACUGUAGUGUGGUAAAAACCUGUUUUCCAAAAACAUUAAAAAGUACGUAAGCAAUCUUCCGUGCUGACUCUUUGCCGAUCGGCUUCCCUUCUUAACGGCAGCGUUAUUACACCUGUGUGGUCUUGUUCAUAACCUAGUCCUAUGAUUGAAUCCAUAGGUUUUGGUUGCCCACAGUUUCUAUUGUGUACAUAAUACCUAUGAAUAUAAAACGUGAUGACGUGUUAACUACUCGGUAAGGAAUGGCAAACAUUCCACUGCUUCUUCUGCAACAGCAGCUAUGCUGUCCUUUGCUUUCCUCAUGGCGGUAUCCAAAGCUGCCUCAGGCUUUGUUAUAUAUAUAAUACUUUUUUUUCUUUUGCGUUGCCUUUUAUCCCGCCCUUAUUUGUGUGUGAGAUUUACUCAUGUUCUGGUCAAAACUGUUUUUUUGGUUUUAGUACAUUCCCAGUGUUUGUCAUCAUCAUCAAGUUCCCAUGUUUUUUAUAAAAACAAUUGUGUAACUCCUCCUUUUUCUAUUAAAACAAAGUAAGUAUGA
This is a messenger RNA of Scophthalmus maximus (turbot), 5144 nucleotides long. RefSeq lists its product as uncharacterized. The coding region runs from base 341 to 2824 and encodes 827 amino acids. Gene Ontology annotation, molecular function: DNA-binding transcription factor activity, RNA polymerase II-specific; RNA polymerase II cis-regulatory region sequence-specific DNA binding. NCBI's taxonomy places the organism in Eukaryota, Metazoa, Chordata, Actinopteri, Pleuronectiformes, Scophthalmidae. The transcript has 2 exons. Gene Ontology annotation, biological process: regulation of DNA-templated transcription. The record is from RefSeq and is a predicted model, not a curated record.